AUGCAGAAGCGCGAGGUUCCGAUGAUGCGGGUGGUGCAGAAGGGCGGCCUGUGGGUGACUUUGGACAACCGGAGGCUGGCAGUGUACAAGAUGGCCAGACAUAGCGGCAAGUGCCGCGACGUAAAGGUGAACCUGGUUCAAUUGAGCGAUGUUGAAGGUGAGCUUCGGAAGAAGUCUGACUCACGAGUCGAGGGCCUUUCGGUGACCGUUCGGGGCACCAAGCGGACUGUCCACGCCGACGGGCGUGUGACCGAGGGCCCUCAACUGAGUGACGGGCAAUUGCAGCAUCGAGCUGACAUGGGCGGGCAUUGGACGCAAGAACAGCUCCAAGCCAUAGGGGAAGGCAUCCGGGACUUUGAGGCCGUGGUCAAGCAGGUCCUUGGACCCUCGGCGAAGCUUGUUCGGGCAGGUAGCUUUAUGAAGGGUACGGACAUCGCUGGUGAGUCUGACAUAGAUGUCAUGGUCUUUGGUGCAGGGCCCAUCACCGAGCAGCAGUGGAACCUCAUCGUUUCGGGCAUCAAGUCGAGAGGCUACGUGAUAGAUAGCGUGAAUCCGAGAUGCAUUCAUGUGACGGUGAACAAGUGCCUGGUUACUAUUGAGUUCGAUGUGGUUGCCAACCACCGACAGGGCUUUCCACCAAACAAGGAGCCGGAGAACCCUUUCCGGAACAACAGGGAAGCAGCUCGGGCAGUUCGCAACAUCAAGCUCGACUUCCAGGAGUCUGGUGAGAAAGGCUUCAGUGGGAACGACAUUGAGCAGGCAGUACUGAAUGGGCAAAAGACCCUUCAGCAGCCAGGCUUGGGAAAGCUCAUUGAUGCGGCCAAGGCUGCUUUGAAAAGCGAGCGGGCGCAGCAGUUGAAACGCCCGAGGACCGCAGCUCAUGAGAACGAUGCCUCUGCCGGCACGACGGACUUUAACACUCCCAUCGGGGAAGGAAGCUUCCGGAAGGUCUACAAAGGCCAGUACACGCAGGGAAUUCGUGCAGGGCAGGCUAAAGUUUCGAAGGUCUUCAAGGACGGCAAGGAAGCCUACGAGGAUCAGUUCUUCGACCAAGGCUACAGUCCAUCAAGAUAG
Molecule: messenger RNA, 1074 nt
Organism: Symbiodinium sp. CCMP2456
Lineage: Eukaryota; Dinophyceae; Suessiales; Symbiodiniaceae
Source: the annotation of a GenBank genome assembly